Trichoderma aggressivum f. europaeum is the source of this 1101-nucleotide messenger RNA. RefSeq lists its product as uncharacterized. The transcript is spliced from 5 exons. NCBI's taxonomy places the organism in Eukaryota, Fungi, Ascomycota, Sordariomycetes, Hypocreales, Hypocreaceae. The coding region runs from base 1 to 1101 and encodes 366 amino acids. Gene Ontology annotation, molecular function: 2-oxoglutarate-dependent dioxygenase activity. Gene Ontology annotation, cellular component: cytoplasm. The record is from RefSeq and is a predicted model, not a curated record.
AUGUCAGCAACAAAGACAGUGACGCAGUCAGGCACUGCUGUUGGGAAGCUCACGCUCGCAUAUGAUGAUGCGAUCCACCAAAAGUAUCGAUACCAUGAGUAUCUCCCCGUCUACGACGAAGAGACUCACUUUGACCCGAUUCAGCCAUUCGAGUUCACGGAUCGGGGACUUGCAGCGGACAAAGCCAAGUCUGCUCUGUUGUCCAGUGCCAAUGCUGAUCUCAAGGUGGCCAAAAUCACACCAGUUAUCGGUACCGAGAUUAGAGGCCUUCAGUUGUCCCAAUUGAAUGACACGCAGAAGAAUGAACUUGCGCUUCUGAUCGCGGAGAGGGGUGUAGUCAUCUUCCGCGGACAAGACUUCAAGGAUAUUGGGCCAGAGAAACAGAAAGAUUUUGCGAGAUAUUUCGGACCACUACACGUUCAUCCCGUUGGAGCUCAUGUCAAGGACCAUCUCGAGUAUCACAACAUCUACCUUGGUCCCGACAACGAAUAUCGGGCACGACAGCGAAGGGAAAGACUGACAACUACCGGGUAUCACUCCGAUGUUUCAUACGAACAUCAGCCACCCGGCAUCACCAUUCUCACCCUCCUUUCCGUCCCUCCAACUGGUGGCGAUACCGCAUGGGCAUCACAAACCGCAGCAUACGCUCGCUUGUCGCAGCCAAUCAAGACUCUUCUUGAGGGCCUGCGUGCUGAACACAGCGGUUUCAACCAGGCAGAGAACGCCCGUCGUGAUGGAAAGUAUGUCCGCCGAGAGCCGGUGAAGUCGGAGCACCCCAUCGUGAGGGUUCACCCAGUGACGGGUGAAAAGGCUCUGUUUGUUAACAAGGGCUUCACCAAGCGCAUUAUUGGCCUCCAGCAUGAGGAGUCGGAUGCUCUUUUGCAGCUCCUGUUCAACCACAUCGCCCUUGGACAGGACUUCCAGGUUCGUGUCAAGUGGGAAGAGGGUACGGUUGCGCUGUGGGAUAACCGCGUCACAGCCCACACUGCCAUCUCUGACUUUGACAUUCACAACCCCCAGGAAGGACUCCGCCAUGGAGUCCGACUAACAACACAGGCGGAUAAGCCAUCGGGCGUGAAUGGACUCGAGUCGGUGUGGUAA